This is a messenger RNA of Zonotrichia leucophrys gambelii, 725 nucleotides long. It is a transcript of the gene GINS4, whose product is annotated as GINS complex subunit 4. Bases 42 to 716 code for a protein of 224 amino acids. Lineage: Eukaryota; Metazoa; Chordata; Aves; Passeriformes; Passerellidae. The record is from RefSeq and is a predicted model, not a curated record. Gene Ontology annotation, cellular component: GINS complex. Gene Ontology annotation, biological process: DNA-templated DNA replication; double-strand break repair via break-induced replication. The transcript has 7 exons.
CCGGGCAUGCCGCGCAUGCGCAGUGGCGCGGCCGGCCGGUGAUGGCGGGAGCGAUGGCGGCCGCGGCCGGCGGGGACUCGGACGGGGAGAGCGAGGAGCUGGUGCUGACCCCGGCCCAGCUGAUCCAGAGCCUGGAGCAGGCCUGGCUGAAUGAGAAAUUUGCUCCGGAGCUGCUGGAGAGUAAACCUGAAAUCAUCGAGUGCGUGGUGGAGCAGCUGGACCAUAUGGAAGCCAACCUGAAACGGGCCAAGAAAGGAGACCUGAAGGUCAGUGUGCAUCACAUGGAGAUCGAGCGGAUCCGUUUCAUGCUCAGCAGCUACUUGAGGUGUCGGCUGGUGAAGAUAGAGAAGUUUUUUCCCCACAUCCUGGAGAAGGAGAAGUCUCGAGCUGAAGGGGAGCCCUCCAUUUUAUCACCAGAGGAGUUUGCUUUUGCUACAGAGUACAUGGCAAACACAGAGGCUUACCUGAAAAACGUGGCCCUGAAGCACAUGCCACCUAACCUGCAGAAGGUGUCUCUCCUGAAGUCAGUCCCAAAGCCCAAUCUGGACUCCUUUGUGUUCCUGCGGGUGCUGGAGCGGCAGGAGAACAUCCUGGUGGAGCCAGAGACGGAUGAGCAGAGGGAAUAUGCCAUCGAUCUGGAGGAGGGCUCGCAGCACCUGAUCCGCUACAGAACCGUGGCCCCUCUGGUGGCCUCGGGGGCUGUGCAGCUCAUCUGAGGGGACAGG